Molecule: messenger RNA, 1161 nt
Organism: Gossypium raimondii (Peruvian cotton)
Lineage: Eukaryota; Viridiplantae; Streptophyta; Magnoliopsida; Malvales; Malvaceae
Exons: 9
Coding region: 111-1085 (324 amino acids)
Biological process (GO): transcription by RNA polymerase III
Cellular component (GO): RNA polymerase III complex
Molecular function (GO): DNA binding
Source: RefSeq, a predicted model, not a curated record
UCUUCCCUACCAAAUCGCAUCUCCAUAUUCAUAUCAAUUCAAUUCAUAAAACAUCACACAAAGUAUAUUUUUUUUCUUGUUUGAAGACCUUUUGAAUUUGAUCAUCUUCAAUGGAACAACAAACUAACAAAACCAAUGCUCCCACCAGGAAGGUUAGAUUUGCACCCAAAGCUCCUACUCGCCGAGCACCAAAGCUCGAGGUUAAAACGUAUAUAUCAUCCCGUACAUGGAUUGCAAUGCAAGGCGCCUUUUUCUUCAUUUUCAAACUUACUUUUUUUAAUCUGCUUAUGUCCACUUUAGUUUUGGUUGUUUUUUGUGUGGGUUUCAGUGAAGUGGUCGAAGACACUGAUGCUGUUCAGGCCAGGGAUUUGCUGCAGCGUUUAAAUCAAAUUUCUGCAAAGACAAAGCCUAAAGUUGAAAAGAAAGUUGCAUCUUCACAAGUUGCAUUUGGUUUUGGAGCGGGGUCAACUUCCAUAAAAACAUUUGGAGCUUCCAAAGGUAGUGUUCCUACUCCAGGUUUGAGAGAGGAGAAAGAAUACAAAGAACCAUGGGAUUAUUAUAGUUACUAUCCUGUAACCCUUCCUAUGAGGAGACCAUAUUCAGGAAAUCCUGAGUUUCUUGAUGAGGAGGAGUUUGCUUUAGCAAAUGCAACUUUCGAAGAAGAUUCAGUGGAGCCAGCAGUAGAGCUUGGUCUAAUGGAGGAGAAUUCAGAAGCAACUAUGUUCUUUAUUCAGUUACCACCAACAUUACCUAUGACAAAGCAAACAGGAAACAUAUCUGGGAAUGAAACCAAUAGCCGUUCAAAACCGGCUGCGAGUGUAGGUUCUGCAAAGAAGACACGUGGCAUAGAAGAGUUACCUGCAGGUUUCAUGGGUAAAAUGCUCGUGUAUAGAAGUGGUGCUGUCAAGUUAAAGUUGGGGGAUUCCCUUUAUGAUGUCACACCAGGUUGCAAUAGCGAGUUUUCCCAAGACGUUGUAGCUGUUAAUACUGGAAAGAAGCAUUGUUGUGGUGUUGGGGAAAUUGACAAGCGAGCUAUUUUAACCCCAGAUGUUUAUUCUGUUUUCAAUUAUUUGACUGAUCUUUGAUGGCUUCUGCUUCUUCACAUUUGAUUAGUGGUUUACACAAGAAAUUUAGAAAAUAAAAUGUCUAUUUAGCACUCAA